AGGCAGUUUUCAGGCCAAAUGAGUGACGUCAACAAUGCCAGCGAUGCUGCGUUUGCAACUGCAGUUGCAGCAGCUGCAUAUGCUAUCACUUCACUGGAAGAAGAAGAUCCAUUGAACCAGAAGCGCCCUCCAGCCAAGAUAAAAAGCAAAAGGGAAGAUAGCAUGAACAAGCCAACUGAUAACAUACUAUCGAGAUGGUUAACUGGCUACGAUGAAAAACAAUCAGAUCAUUCUCCAGUGAAAAAGCCGGUAGGAAACAAAGAAAAAAUGCUAGACGAAUCUGGGUUCGAUCGCAAACUUUCAGGAAAAGAAAAGGAAACUAAUCUAAUCACUAAAAGGACACCAACGAUCUCUGAUAAGUAUCCAGAUGAUACAGGCAGUAUUAGAUCUGAAAACGGACAAAACCAAAAAAGGAGACAAGCAUCAUCCACAAUCAAACCUACAGCAUCACUUUCUGGGAAAGGAAAUGGAGUUGAGAAAACAACUGGUUAUGAUACAGUGGAAACAAAAGCAAAUGCAUGGGAGAGAGAAAAGAUGGACGAAAUUAAGAAAAGGUAUGAAAGGAUGAUGAAUGAAAUUCGGGAGUGGGAGAAUCAGAAGAAGGUGAAGGCCAAACACCGACUGGAUCGAAAAGAGAGAUAUGUGGAACGCAGAAAAGAAAAGGCAUUACAAGAAUAUCGUUACAAGAUAGAAAGAAUUGAUCGAGUUUCUGUUGACGCAAGAAACUUAGCAGAAGAAAAGAGAAAAAAUGACGAGACCAAGACACAAGAGAAGGCCAGAAUGAUGCGUUCAAAGGGGAAUGGACCUCACACAUGCUUGUGCUUCUAAAACAUCACCAGAAGAGAAGAAACAGUAUCUGGUCAAGACACUACAUCAAUAUAACUCAAAGGCAGUUUGCUUGUGGAUCUUUCAUUCUAUGUAUAAAAAUCAACAUGUGCAGAUCAAUGAACAUCUGGUAUAUCUUGGUUU
This is a messenger RNA of Musa acuminata subsp. malaccensis (wild Malaysian banana), 969 nucleotides long. RefSeq lists its product as uncharacterized. The record is from RefSeq and is a predicted model, not a curated record. Lineage: Eukaryota; Viridiplantae; Streptophyta; Magnoliopsida; Zingiberales; Musaceae.